CGAAGCCGCGAUGAGGCGGGACGUGCGGAUCCUGCUGCUGGGGGAAGCCCAGGUGGGGAAGACCUCCUUAAUCAUGGCGUUGGUGGGUGAGGAAUUCCCUGAAGAGGUGCCCCCGCGGGCGGAAGAGAUCACAAUCCCAGCAGACGUCACUCCCGAGAAGGUUCCCACCCACAUCGUAGACUAUUCAGAAAUGGAGCAGACGGAAGAAGAGCUCCAGGAGGAGAUUUCCAAGGCAAACGUGGUCUGCAUGGUGUACGACGUGACGGAGGAGUCCAGCGUCGACAAGAUUCGGACAAAGUGGAUUCCCUUGGUGAACGGCGGGGCCGAAAAAGGCUCCAGAAUCCCCAUCAUCCUUGUGGGAAACAAGUCGGACCUGCAGACGGGCAGCUCUAUGGAAACCAUCUUGCCCAUCAUGAACCAGUUCUCAGAGAUCGAGACCUGCGUGGAGUGUUCAGCGAAGAACCUGAAGAACAUCUCAGAGCUCUUCUACUACGCCCAGAAGGCCGUUCUGCACCCGACAGCCCCGUUGUACGACCCAGAGGACAAGCAGUUGAGGCCAGCCUGCGCACGAGCCCUCACUCGGAUAUUCAAUAUGUCUGACCAAGAUAACAACCAGAUCCUAAGCGACGAGGAGCUGAAUUAUUUCCAGAAGUCCUGCUUCGGGAACCCCUUGGCCCCCCAGGCGCUGGAAGAUGUGAAGAUGGUGGUGUGGAAGAACACAACGGAUGGCGUCCAGGACAACGGCCUGACGCUUAACGGCUUCCUGUUCCUCAAUACCCUCUUCAUCCAGAGGGGGCGCCAUGAGACCACGUGGACCAUCUUGCGCCGCUUUGGCUAUGACGAUGCCUUGGAGCUGACCGACGACUACCUGUGCCCGCUGAUCCGGGUGCCUCACGACUGCUCGACGGAGCUCAACCACUUCGGCCACCAGUUCCUGCAGAAGGUUUUUGAGAAGCAUGACAAGGACCGUGACGGCGCCCUCUCCCCGGCCGAGCUGCAAAGCUGCUUCAGCGUCUUCCCCUACGUGCCCUGGGGGCCCGAGCUCUACCACACGGUAUGCACCACAGAUAACGGCCUGCUUUCCCUGCACGGAUUCCUCUGCCAGUGGACGCUGGUGGCCUACCUGGACGUCCAUCGAUGCCUGGAGCACCUGGGUUACCUGGGCUACCCCAUCUUCUCUGAGCAGGAUUCUCAGGUCCACGCCGUCACAGUGACCCGGGAAAAAAGGACUGACUUGGAGAAGGGCCAGACUCACCGGAACGUUUUCCUGUGCAAAGUGAUCGGAUCCCAGGGGGCCGGCAAGUCCUCCUUCCUGCAGGCCUUCCUCGGAAAGAACCUAGCGGCCCAAAAGAAGUCCCCGGGCAGGCAGACGGUCUAUACAAUCAACACAGUUCAAGUCAACGGCCAAGAGAAGUAUUUAAUACUGCAGGAGAUCGACGUGGAGGCGGAGUUCACGAAGGCGUCCGACACCUCUUGCGACGUGGCCUGCUUACUGUACGAUGUGACGGACUACAAGUCUUUCAACUACUGCGCCAGUAUUUACAAGCAGCACUACAUGGACGGCCAGAUCCCGUGCCUCUUUGUGGCUGCCAAGUCGGAUCUGCCGCAGACGUCGCCGCAGCGGGGCCUCUCGCCGGCCGAGUUCUGCUACAAGCACCGCCUGCCGCCGCCAAUUUAUUUCACCUGCAACGGCCACGGGGCACCCAGCCCCGCCGUCUACGCCAAGCUGGCCACGGCGGCUACCUUCCCGCACCUGAACGACAUCGACCUGGGAGCCGCCUCCUUCUGGAUCCGGGUCGCCUUGGGGGCCACAGUGGCCGCUGUGGUCGGGGUCACCCUCUACAAGGCCGUGGCAAAGAACAAGUGAAAGGAGG
Euleptes europaea (tarantolino) is the source of this 1874-nucleotide messenger RNA. RefSeq names its product ras homolog family member T2 (gene RHOT2). The transcript has 19 exons. The coding region runs from base 11 to 1867 and encodes 618 amino acids. Gene Ontology annotation, molecular function: calcium ion binding; GTPase activity; GTP binding. Lineage: Eukaryota; Metazoa; Chordata; Lepidosauria; Squamata; Sphaerodactylidae. The record is from RefSeq and is a predicted model, not a curated record. Gene Ontology annotation, biological process: small GTPase-mediated signal transduction; mitochondrion organization. Gene Ontology annotation, cellular component: mitochondrial outer membrane.